Messenger RNA from Talaromyces proteolyticus, 981 nucleotides. Its product is annotated as ThiJ/PfpI family protein. Lineage: Eukaryota; Fungi; Ascomycota; Eurotiomycetes; Eurotiales; Trichocomaceae. The coding region runs from base 274 to 981 and encodes 235 amino acids. Gene Ontology annotation, molecular function: glyoxalase III activity. The transcript has 3 exons. The record is from RefSeq and is a predicted model, not a curated record.
AAUAAUUGGCCCGGGAAAGUCUCCGUGCUUUGUUCUGAGCAAAAGAUUGGCGUCUAGAACUAUGGAGGACCCUCGUGAUGAUGUAUGAUAUCAUUUGAUCUCAGCCCGCGUCGAGAUCGAUGAGAACCUUAUCCUGACUAUUAUUAAUGUAAAUCGACGAAGCAUCGUAAAUUGAUCAUUUAUUUGUUAUAUAUAUCCCUCUUCUCCUCAAUCGAUUACACCACAAUCCAAUUCUGACCAAGACAUCCAACCCGUCCAUCACAAAUUCUCACAAUGGCUCCAAAAGUCCUCAUCGUCCUCACCUCGCAGGACAAAUUCCCCGCCAACAACCACCCCACCGGCUGGUAUCUCCCCGAGUUCGCUCACCCAUGGCAAAUCCUGCACGACGCCGGCGUCGAGACCACAAUCGCCUCGCCCAAGGGCGGCGAAGCGCCUCUCGACCCCUCCUCCGUCAAAAUGUUCGAGAAGGACGAGAUCUCCGUCAACUUCCUGAACAACCAGCAAGCUCUGUGGAAGAACACCGUUCGAUUGGCCGACUUCGUCUCACGGGUUAGUGAAUUCGAUGCGAUUUUCUACGUUGGUGGACAUGGCCCAAUGUUCGAUCUCGUCAAUGACGCCGACUCCCUCUCCCUCAUCCAAUCCUUCGCUGUCGCUAAAAAGCCCGUGUCGGCUGUCUGCCACGGCCCCGUGGUAUUCGUCAACGCCACAACACCGUCUGGGCAGCCCUUGCUCAAGGGCUCUGCUGUGACGGCGUUCUCGAAUGUCGAGGAGGAUCAGGUGCAGUUGAGCUCGCUGAUGCCGUUCAUGCUCGAGGAUAAACUCAACCAAGUCACCGGCGGGAAAUUCGUCAAGGCGAAUGAGCCCUGGGGUGAGAAGGUGGUGGUGGACAAGACUGGGCUUGGCGGCCUGGUGAUUACGGGACAGAACCCGGCUAGUGCGACGGCUGUGGGCAAGGCCCUGCUAGAGGCCUUAGGGCUAUAG